Molecule: messenger RNA, 264 nt
Organism: Eruca vesicaria subsp. sativa (arugula)
Lineage: Eukaryota; Viridiplantae; Streptophyta; Magnoliopsida; Brassicales; Brassicaceae
Source: the annotation of a GenBank genome assembly
AUGGGAGCUGAAUUGAAAGACAAGAAGCAGACGAGAAGUGGCAGAGAGUCCGGUAUCUUUGCUAGACUCUGCGGCGGCCGCCAUUUAUCUGACGGAGGAGACCAUGACAUCGAAGGUUGGGUUGAGAGAAAAUGCCGUAGCUGCAUCGAUGCUGGAGUCCCUACCGCCGCCGCCUCCCCUCCUCCACCACCACCACCACCGCCGCCGCCGCCUCCAGUGGAGGAGCAGAAGCCAGCAGCCGCUGAAGAGCAAAGCAAGAAGUGA